This is a messenger RNA of Zygosaccharomyces rouxii, 825 nucleotides long. It is a transcript of the gene VAM3, whose product is annotated as SNAP receptor VAM3. Lineage: Eukaryota; Fungi; Ascomycota; Saccharomycetes; Saccharomycetales; Saccharomycetaceae. Gene Ontology annotation, biological process: vesicle-mediated transport; vesicle fusion; intracellular protein transport. Gene Ontology annotation, molecular function: SNARE binding; SNAP receptor activity. The transcript has a single exon. Bases 1 to 825 code for a protein of 274 amino acids. The record is from RefSeq and is a predicted model, not a curated record. Gene Ontology annotation, cellular component: membrane; endomembrane system; SNARE complex.
AUGUCAAAUUACGAUUUGGAAGCUCAAAAUGGUGAUAAUAGUACAGAGGUAGCUAGAAGUCUUAUUGAAGAGUUAGCGGAACAGCUCAAGAAACUGAGUAGGGAAACAAUCAAAGUUGGUACUAAGAGGGAUUCCAUCGAAGUGAGAUCAAAUAUUGAAACGGGACUUAUACCUAAUUGCAAUAGUAUACGUCAUAAAAUUGAAAAAGAAAGCUGGGGGUCAUCAUCACAAGACCGAGUCAUACAAGGUUCUAAACUGUAUAAUGAUUUUGUUAUGCUUAAAGGUGAAUUACAAAAACUACAAAAAGAUUAUCGUGAAUCCAAGUCAAAACAUCCUUUGAAAAAUGAUAAUGGUUCAGCUACAAAAGUGGUACGAGGAGAUCCUGAAAGUAAUUAUUUAUCUAUUCAAGUUAAUGAACAGACACCUUUAUUACAAGAAGAGGAACAACAAGAACGACAGCUGUUACAGCAACAACAGCAACAGCAACAACAACAACUGUGGCAGGAAUCGAAUGCCAACCAAGAUGAAGUAGAUUUCCAUACAAUCAUUCUAAGAGAAAGAUCCCAACAGGUAACAAGAAUUCAUUCUGCCGUACAAGAAGUUAAUGCCAUUUUUCGCCAAUUAGGAUCAUUGGUAAAUCAGCAAGGGGAUCAAGUCGAUGAAGUUGAUGCAAAUAUUGGUCAGCUGGCAAAUAAUAUGCAAAAGGCCAAUUCUCAACUUCAUAGAGCCGAUCAAAAUCAAAGGAAAAAAAAUAGAUGUGGACUAAUCACAUUAACUAUUAUGGUUAUAUUUGUACUUAUAGUUACACUUUUGGUUCUAAGUUGA